Messenger RNA from Phalaenopsis equestris, 518 nucleotides. RefSeq names its product protein TIFY 5A-like. The coding region runs from base 54 to 395 and encodes 113 amino acids. NCBI's taxonomy places the organism in Eukaryota, Viridiplantae, Streptophyta, Magnoliopsida, Asparagales, Orchidaceae. Gene Ontology annotation, biological process: regulation of jasmonic acid mediated signaling pathway; response to wounding; regulation of defense response. The record is from RefSeq and is a predicted model, not a curated record. Gene Ontology annotation, cellular component: nucleus. The transcript has a single exon.
UUCGCCUCACCUUACCUUUCAGAGACUCAUUCAGGAAGAAAGCUAGUCGUUUCAUGGAGCUCCAGCUCGGACUCUGCUCCAACUCCGGCGAUCACCCGCGGCAACAAAUGACAAUCUUUUACAACGGCCGUGUCUCCAUCUCCGACGUAACGGAGUUGCAGGCGAGAGCAAUUCUAGAGAUGGCGAAGAAGGAGUUGGAGAUGGAGGAGAAGAGGGGAGGAGGAGAAGCGGGGGAGGAGAUGAGAUCUGGCGCGUUGCCGCCUGUGCGAGUGAUGAAUCCGGGACAAUCGAUGAAGAGAUCGCUGCAGCGGUUUCUUCAGAAGAGAAAGAAGAGGAUAGCUGAUAGUUCUCCUUAUGGAGUCCGACCGCCUUUGUUGCAGUUAUUUUCUUCUUGAUUAUUUAGUUUUUUUUUUGGGAGUAUUGGAUUGGAGCCCGUUUAGAGUAAGUUAAGUCUGUAUUUGUUUGUUUUGUGUUGUUUUUGGUAUAUAUAUAAUUAUAAAGUGGAUGAAAUUUGGUGA